Messenger RNA from Helianthus annuus (common sunflower), 6672 nucleotides. Its product is annotated as reticulocyte-binding protein 2-like. The record is from RefSeq and is a predicted model, not a curated record. Bases 1 to 6672 code for a protein of 2223 amino acids. The transcript has 6 exons. Lineage: Eukaryota; Viridiplantae; Streptophyta; Magnoliopsida; Asterales; Asteraceae.
AUGGAUAACAUAUUCACAAACCCUUUUAGUGAUAUGUAUGGUUUCACUGUAAGCUCAGGAGGAUCAGGAAAUCCAGAAAAUGAUGAUUCUACAUCAAACAAUACCAACACAAAUCAAAUCAAAGAGAAAAGGAAGGAAGCAUGGGAAUCAGAAAGCGCGUUUGGAACUUUUAAUCGUCCUCCAAAGUUAAUGGCUAUUGAAGAUUAUACAAGAUGGGCAAUAAAAUUUGAAGAAUGGCUGAUGGCGUUUGCUUUCCCCAGCUGGAAAAGCAUGAAAAGUGGGUAUGCUGCGGGUAAAAACAAUGGUGAAGUAUUGAGAAGUAAUGAAGAGAUUGAUCUAUUCGUUGCUGAACAGAAAUGUGUAGCACUACUAUUUCAAUCUGUCAGGGAAGAUAUUAUUUCACUAAUCAGCUACACCAACGCCAAAGAUUUGUGGGAUAAACUGGGAAAGAAAUGUCUGGGAAGUAAAGAAAUCUUAAAGAACAAAACUAAACUACUAAAAAAGGAGUUUGAUAUGUUCAGUUGUUUCAAAAAUGAGUCUGUCUGCAAAAUGAUCGAACGUUUUGGUCAUCUUAAAUUGGAACUUGCACGUCAUGAUAUCAAAUAUCCUGAUGAGGAGAUAGUUGAUAAACUGUUCGAUUCUUUACCAGAUGAAAUGGAUUGGAGGUACUAUGCUUUGAUGUUGAAAAACACCAUUCCGCCAGAAGAACUAAAACCAGAUGUAGUGAUUGAACGACUGGAAAGCCAUGAGCUAGAAUUGAAGAAAACAUACAAAGUCAAUCAUUCAUAUCAACAAAAUCCAGAACUAUACUAUCCCAAAAGUUUGAUGCCCAAAGCCUCAUCACUGAAAACUGCAUUUUCUGCCGAAAACAUAUCUCCAGCUCCUAAAGAAAAUCAAAGCAAUUCAAACAAAGAAAGUCACAGUGGAUAUCAUAGUGGGUCUACUUCUAUUCCUACUGCCUCGACAAAUCGUUCUGAUUCAAAGUUCUCAUGUAAUAUUGCUGUUGAUCUGAAGAAUGCACAAAACUUUGAUGAAGAAUCUGUAAAGCAACAGAUGGUGUUUCUAGCAUCUGUGCUAGAAUCAUAUGAGGGGCUGAUUGCUGGAAAGAUUGGGAAUACUAAUCUGACCAAAGAAGACUAUGAUCAGAUAGAUCCCGAAGAGAUGGAGUUAAUUGAUAUCCAAUGGGCAAUGGCGAGUGCAAAAGGCCACUUCAAACGAGAAUGCAGAAAUGCAUAUGUUGAAGAAUCUGAGAAUCCAUUCAAGGAUGACUACUACAAGAAAGCUAUCUAUCAUCAGAAUAAGUCCGAACCGCCAAGAAUAAAGCAAUCUGAAGACAACAAAGGAAAAUCUAGAGCUUUGGCAGUGAUUUACGAUGAUGAAGGAUAUGAUUGGAGUAAGGAAGUGUUACCUGAAGAUGAUGCUGUUGGUUAUGCUUUUAUGGCAAGUCAUAAUGAACCAAUUCAAUGGAAGGAUAAUCGUACAGAACAACAAAAGUACGAAUAUCGAAAAAUGGUUGCUGAAGCAAAGAUCAUUCGACUCUCAGGUGUUUAUGAGGAAGCAACACGUGCAAACCGAUGGGAUCCAGAUAGAGAGUGUUAUUUGGAUGAAUAUGGUAACAUUGCUGUCGACUACAAGAAGAUAGACAUUGAAGCCAUUAUCCAAGAAUACAAAGAAGAGGAUGAGUACUGGCAACACAAAUGGUGGGGUACACCAACAUCGAAAAUGAUCGAGGAAGAAAGAGAGAAAGAAAGAAGAGAAAAGGAGAAGAUAGAAGAACCUGUGAAAAUUGACACCGGGAUGAUCAACACUGCACAGGAGAUGACAGCUGAAAACUUGAGAGAAAUGGCUGAUAAAGUGCUUGCUGUCAAAGCACUUGAGGUAGACUCUACUCCUAAUUCUGAGUCAAAGAAACAGGUCAGUCAAACUAAGUCAUCAACUGUGUCAGGUAACAAAAACAAUUGCAAUGCUGAUUGCAAAAGUUGUAACAAACAAUGCAACUUUUGUACAACUGUCACAUACCUCAAUGGGGAGAAAAUCAAGAAUCUGACCAAUAAUGUUAGAAAACUUGAAAGUCAAAUUCUUGAUUGUGACAAAGAGUCAAAAGAAUCAGCUGAUCAAAUAAAAGAAUUGAAAACUGAAAACCUGAAAAUUAAAGCUGAUCAUGACAAAAUUCUUCUUGAAAGCAGAAAUGUUGUUGAAAAAUUUGAAAAAUUGAAAAAUAUCGUUAAAGAGAGUGAUGAUAGAAAUGGAAAAACAAGUAAGGAAAACGAGCAUUUAAGAGCUGUUUUGAUAAUAAAAGAGGAAACAAUCAACAAACAACUGGAUGAGAUAGCAAAAUUAAAACUGAAGGUUCAAGAAAUGGUUGAUGGAAUUGUUAGCGUUGAUACAGAAACCACUGUGGAUGAUGAUGAUAAACUAUCUGCAAUGGGACGAGGAAAUGACACUAACAAAGGACACAAUGUUCCAUCGGCAAUUGAUGAGGUUUCUACAAAAGGAACAGAAGCAGAAAAAAUGGCUGAGUGCUUAAGAAAAAGCAGAAUUGCUAAGGCAUUGUCUGAUACAACAAUAGUUUAUGAAUCUCAUGUUAGAAGAUUUUGGGACACUGCAAGGUUUGAAGAAAAGGAUAAUAAAAUUCAUGCAGUAGUCAAGAAGAAAGAUAAAAACAACAAGGAUAUUGAUGUUGAAGUAGUGAUUGGAGUAGAGGAUAUAAGAAGGGUUCUUGAUUUACAAGAUUCUGACAAUGAUCCAACGAUCAUGUCAGAACGUCUUGCUAAAGGGCUAUGGUGUAGAUUGGGUUUUUCUUCACACAUCAAUGGAAAAAUGUUCAAAAGGAGUUUCUCGAAACAAUACAGAUACUUAAUGCAUUGCUUAGUGCAUUCCCUAUCUCACAGAAAGGGAGCCUAUGAUGAGGUGUCUGACUACAUAAUGAACAUUGUUGUAAGUAUUGUGCUGAACAGGAAAUACAACAUUUCACAAGUGAUUUUUGAAUUUUUAAAAGAAAAUUGCUUAGCCGGGAAAGACAAAUACAUUAUGUACCCAAGAUUCAUUAUGAUGAUCUUGGAUGACAAAGUUAAGGAUUUGCCAAAGAAUAAUGAUGAUAUUAUGGCAAUGGCUGAAGUGAAUAAGACUGCUAUUCAAAGAAUCACAAAGGGGAAGGAUGAUAAAACAAAAGAGUUGAUCUGUGCAUUAAAGGAUGAAGCAUAUGUAGCUCCUGAAAAUGAUAAAUGGAGACAUGAUAAUAGUGAUUCAGACAAUGAAGACAAUAAGAUGAGUGAAAUGAUUGAAAAGAAAACCAGAUGGUGGUGUAUCAGAGAUGGAAAGAGAAAGAGAACACCAAAGUCGACCCCUGUGGUUGUAAUUAAAGAAACAGCAAAGGGGUCUUCUGAAGAACCUCAAAGGAAGCUAAUUGAUGAACCUGUCAUAGAACCAAGGGAAGUGGUUGAUGAAGGUGUUGGUUUGAAAGAGACUUUGGAAAACUAUUUUAAAAAGCAUGAAGAGGCUGAACAAACAGAAGCUCAAAAGAACUCCAGUAAUGAAGAUUCAGAAGAAACUUUAUCUGAAUCUGAACUGGUCAAAGAGACAGUGGGAAAAGGAAAGGUACAACUGAAGAAAAGACCUUUAAAGAAAAGAAAGAAUUCUGAAGAUGAAGAUUCACCGUACAAUCCUGAGGUUUCCCAGAAAAACAGAAAGAAGAGAAAAGCUACUCGCAGCAGUGAUAUUCCAAGAGUGGUUAGAGCAAAGAAACAAAAUGCUAUAUCACAAACAGAGAAGGAAGGGAAGAAGAAACAGGACUCUGCUGAAACUAGUCCUGUGGUUGAAAUACCAAAAGAAGUUCUUUUAACAGAAAUCCCAAUAGAAACACAUGAUGAUUAUGUGGAGAUCACCGGAGCCAAAUCUGCUAAACAAACAUCUGAUCGUCAUGAUAUUCCAGAAUCAUCACAACGAAAGACAGAUUAUUUCAACUUAGAUUUUGAUAGUCUUGGUGGUGCUACUGGAGAUUUCUUUCAAGAUAUGCCAGAGAGUGAAGCAGAUCUAUUUCAUGAUAAAAAGAUGAAAGAAUUGGAAGAAAAGGUUAAAGCCUUGGAAAAAGAAAAGGAAGAAAACGAAGCUGUGCAAGUAAAGUUGAAAGAAAUGAUUGAUGAGUUGGAGAAACGGCAUGAAGAUGUAAUGGAUGCAGUGCUUACAAAAGAUGAGAAAUUGAAUGAAAUGAAAGAAGAUAUAAAAGAUCAUGCAGAACUUAUUAGCGUACUUACUGAUGAAAUUGCUGUAUUGAACGCCAAAGUCAAAGACUUGCAGAAUACCAAUCAGACUUUGAAUCAACUCUUAAAUGAGAUGAAUGAAGCUUCGUCAAAUGAAAUGAAUGCAAUGAAGCUAGAGAUGGAAGCUAUGAGAGCAGAUAAGGUGAUGAAAGAUAAGCAACUGGAAAUGCUUACGGCUGUGAUUGAAGCACAUCUGAAGGUGAACAUCCACGAAGCUUUUGAUCAAGUUGACAUUAUCAAGGCAAAUGAAAGAAGGAAAGAAAGAGAAAGACAGCUUGCUGAAGAAGCUAACCUGAAAAAUAAAGGCAUAGCAGAAGAAGUUGAAGUUGUAGGUGGAUCAUCUUCUCAACCAGAAAUUGAAAUGGUGGAUGCUCAAGAUGUUACAGCAAAUGAUGAAGAAAUGAUGGAAGCAGAAAAUGUAGCAGUUCAUGAACCAGAGUUUAUUAUGGUUGGUGAGUCUGUAGAGCCUAUUAUUCCGGAGAAUGUUUUGAGAGACGUUCAAAUCAUACAAAGAAAGAAAAAGGCUAAAGAAGUAUUACUACUGGAGUACUCUACUGACAAGUUUGUGUUAGUCGGAAAUGCCUAUAGAGUGCCCUAUAGUGAAGAAGAAUCUGCCAAGCUGUUAAGAUUUCAUGAAUUAAAGUAUCAAGGGAAGAUAGCCAGAGGAGAAGUGGAAGAAGAAUCUGAUAGUGAUUUUUGGGAAGAAGAAGAUGAAGAUGAUGAUAAAGAUGAUAAAGCAGACGAUAAAUCCGAUGAUGAUGAUGAGCCUGAUGAUGAUGAUGAUGAUCAAGGCACAUCGGGUUUGCUAAUCAAUGAUCCAUCUGUUCAAGAUAAAGUAAAUGAUCUCAUGAAUGAUGAAGUGAAUGAACAGAAUGAUGAUGCAGAGUGUGAAGGGUCAUCUUCUGGAAACCAAUCUGGUAAUCAGGUACAUCAACUCACAUCUACUUUUAUUUCUCUUUCUGAACAUCAUCAAGGAGAAGUAGAUAUUAUCAGAACAAGAGCUGAAAUGCUUGAGGAGUUGGGGUUAGAAGAUGGGAAGUUUAAAUUUGAUAUCGAAGAUGAAAUCCCAGAGUCUCCGAUCAAAAACUUUGAACCACAAUUUCCACUUGAAGCAGAAUUUUAUGAUAAUGUGACUAUAGAGACUGAUUCAGAUUCGGAAGAAGAAAGAAUAGAUUUUCACUAUGAAGGUGAAGACAUGGCAUUCCCUACAUUCACAGAAUUAUUUGAAGACAUGAAUGCAGAAUUAUUGAAAAGAAAAAUUGAAGAAAGAGUUGCAUCUGCUGAUAUGCCUGAACCAGUUCCAAGAGAGAUUUCUACUGAAGAGAGAAAGAAAUGGUUCAGAUCAAUGCCAAAGGAAAGAAAGCCUCUUAGAGCCCUACAGUAUUUUACUCAUGAUAAAGACUUAUCUUGGGGUGAUAUUCUUUCUUGGGGGUAUCUGGAAGACUUGAAUGUUUAUGCAAUUCGAAGAGAGCAAGGUGUUCAAUACUUCAGGUGCAUUUCUGAUCUUGCUACCUUACCUUGGUGGGACGUAGAUGAAUUGGUGGUUACAAAGAAUAUUAAACAACACUACUACGGUCCUGAAGUAAAACAGAGAGAUCAGAAGCUGUGGAAUUACAUCAAGUAUCAAGCAACGAUCAAUUAUCCAGAUUGGAAACCACAGUUUCCUAAAAGAAUUGUGAAGUAUACAGCUAAAGGUGAGAAGGACGUUACUCUUGAUGUCAAACCGCCAAAGUGUUUGAAGAGCAUGCCUUUAAGGGCUAUUGAGCAGGAUUUCUAUGAUUUAUUUCAAGCAUUGCUCUAUAAUCCUUCUACUGCUGAAGCUGUGAUCUCUUUGUACGAUAAAGACACUGGUGAAGCUAGGAAGAUUUGUAUUCUAGACCCGAUGUGGCUGGUAAAUUGCUCAAAGAAAGACAUAGAUUGCUUGUUUGUCAACAAGAUAAUCUAUGACAAGAAAGACAAAGUCAUUGCUCAACAGUACCAGAGUGUAGUUGAUGUCUGUUUUGCUAAAGAAAUCAACUCUGGUAAGAACUGGAAAACUUCAUGGAGAGAUCUAGAGGUUGAUGAGUUUCUGAAGGUGUAUAAGAGAAGUUUAAGAUCCAAGGAAAUUCAGAGAAAAGCUGCUGAAAGAGGAAGACGAAAUUUCGGAUUUGUACCUCCUACUGAUCAGACACCCAUAGAGUCUGAAGAGAACAAGAUCCCUAAGUGGGACAGAAAAAGAGAUGGAGAUCCAGUGUACAGAAAUUGGUGGAUAACGGAGGGAAGACAUAAGAGAAGACAAAUGUUAGCUGAACGAGAAGAAAAGAGAAAACAAAAGGCACGAGAUAGAAGACGCAACAGGAGACUGUUGAACAUGGAAAUCAUAUGUCUUUCUGUAUCUGUAUAUGAUUUGUUGGAUUCCGCACAGCAAUCAUAG